Numida meleagris (helmeted guineafowl) is the source of this 3320-nucleotide messenger RNA. Its product is annotated as serine/threonine-protein kinase PDIK1L-like. Bases 632 to 1630 code for a protein of 332 amino acids. Lineage: Eukaryota; Metazoa; Chordata; Aves; Galliformes; Numididae. The transcript has 5 exons. Gene Ontology annotation, cellular component: cytoplasm; autophagosome. Gene Ontology annotation, molecular function: ATP binding; protein serine/threonine kinase activity. Gene Ontology annotation, biological process: peptidyl-serine phosphorylation; positive regulation of autophagy; axon extension. The record is from RefSeq and is a predicted model, not a curated record.
GUAUAAAGGGAGAGGGUUAUGGGGAUCGGGAGAGGGAUGUUUGGGGCAUGGUUGGAAAGCAGAGGAAGUUUUGGUCGAGGGAGAAGGAGCAGAACUUGGGGUGGUGUUGAGGUGCUUUGGAGAGGAGAGAGGUGGGAAAGGGUGCAGGGUUAUGAGGGGAUAGGGCUGGAGGGAAGCUUUGAGGAGGGACCAGGAGAAUCCUGGAGGCCCAAAUUAAGAGUAAUGUGGGGUAUAGGGAUUUGGAGAGAGGAGUUGAGGUGGGACAGGGAGCUUCAGGUGAAGGGGAGAUGUGACACAGUGGUCGUGGAUGGGGCUGGAAGAGGCAGGGCUGGAGCAAAGGAGCGAGGGAUGUUUCUACAUGGAGCAGGGUUUGCUGGGGAUGAGGCCUUGAGGAUGGGAGGAUGUAGGAUGGUGGCUGACGAGGAUGAAAGGGGAGGUUUGGGUGAGCACAGAGGAUGUAAGCAGGAAGGCAGUGGGAUGGGUUAGUGGUGGGUUAGGGGGUGGUUGACAGAGCUAAAAAGUUGGAAAUGAAGGACUUGCAGCUGGCGUCAGGGCAUGAACUGGUGGCAACUGAUUGUCAUGUCUUCAAACAUUUCCCUCUGAUUUGCUGUUCACUGGGCCAAAGUGAGAGAUGGCUACGGAAGCCAAGUACAGCAUUAUUCGGGAAGUGGGCCGAGGGAACUAUGGGGUGGUUUAUGAGGCAAUUGUUAACAAAACCAGAAGCAAAGUAGCUGUGAAAAGGAUGCAGUGUAACGUGCCUGAAAACGCAGAGCUGGCUUUGCAAGAGUUCUGGGCCCUGCAAAGCAUCCAGAGGCAACAUGAAAACGUGAUCCAGUUGGAGGAGUGUAUCCUGCAGAACGGCCAAGUCUUUCAGCCCAUUAGUCACCAUUACAGGAAGUCAGACAGCCACUUGCUGCUGAUUGAGACCUGCCUGAAAGGGCGGAGGUGCAUGGACCCCAAAUCAGCCUGCUUUCUGUGGUUUGUGAUGGAGUUCUGUGACGGUGGGAACAUGAACGAGUACCUGCUGUCCCGCAGCCCAGAUGCCCAGCUGAAUAACAGCUUCAUGCAGCAGCUCAGCAGCGCUGUGGCUUUCCUGCACAGGAACCAGAUUGUGCAUAGAGACCUGAAAACAGACAAUAUUUUGAUCUCUCAUGAACGUGGAAAUCCCAUAGUAAAGGUGGCAGAUUUUGGCCUCAGCAAGGUGUGUCGGGGGAAAGGGAACGUGAACCAGCACCGCUUCUCCUCUGCGUGUGGGUCAAACUUCUACAUGGCUCCAGAAGUGUGGGAGGGACACUACACAGCCAAGGCUGAUGUGUUUGCCCUUGGGAUCAUUUUCUGGGCUAUGGUGGAGAGGAUCACCUUCCGAGAUGGAGAUACUGAGAAGGAAUUGCUUGGAACUUACAUCUGCCAAGGCAAGGAGCUUAUUCCUCUUGGGGAGGCGUUGCUGGAGAAUCCCAACCUGAAGUUACAAAUUCCUCUGAAGAACAAGAAGUCCAUGCCGGAUGAUCUCUGCAAGCUCCUGCACGACAUGCUAGCUUUUAACCCAAAGAAGAGAUUGGAUGCCUUCCAGCUGGAAGUCCGAAUCAGGCAAAUCUCCUACGGCAAGAAGUGCCAACGCUCCCUCUCAUAGAGACAAAGGGCAUGCAGGUGUUGAGUCCCACUGUGCUCUGGAGGCCUUGGAGACGGUGAACGACUGAUUUCCUUCGGAAUGAGCAGAUCCAUCGUGAAAGAUGGACACGGAAACCUUGCUGGCUUCCAGUUUCCCCAAACGGUUUUAUUUAAAGGGACAGUAACUUUAUUUAUUUGUACAGUAAUUUUAAGAGAAUUACACAAACGUUAUUUCUAUGCAAACUUUCCUUUUUCUUUUCUUUUUUUUUUUAAACAUGUGUUCUUUAACGCAGCAAGUAGCGUAGGUGAAACCCUGGCUGGGAUGACCAUAACUGUUUGGCUCCACGUGGCACAGGAGUUUCAGAAGUGGUUUUCUUUAAGAAAACCCUCGUGCAUCUUUCUGUUCCCACUCUGUGCCUGCCCUGUUGGAGGAUCCCAGAGAAAUGGGCACAAACAGUCUCAUGACUGGCACCUCUGCCCCCGCUGCGUGUUGACUAGCUCUCAGCCCUGGCUGAUAAGGCUGCGUUGCUCAUCCUUGGCACGGAAGACAGGAGUUGUCUUUGCAAGGUUGAAUUGGAGUUUUCUGUGUGAUUCCUCACUUUGUGUUGCUGGGCCACGUAACUGAGCGCUGUCUGUGGGAUGAGCUGGCACAGCGUUUGGUGGCUGUUCCGAAAAGUUUGGACAGAAACAAAAAUGUAUUUUCCCCGCAGUAGCUUUUGAAUAUUCUUGCUUAGACGAACUAAAAUGCUUUCUUAAAAUAAAUACAAAGAAUGUUAAAGAUGCCAACUCUUGAUUAGAACGUAUGCGUCACUAACACUUAAAGUAGUUUAAGGAAUCAUGCUUCCUGCUGUGUUAGCUGCUUGUGCCAGCUGUUCUUACAAGAGAAAUGAAAAGGACUGAACUGGAAUCUUGGCAGGUAAAUGGGGACUCUGAUUUGCACCCUGUUUGAAAAAUAUUUUUAUGGGUCUGCAAACUGCUGCUGAGCUUUUCUUUCCUUAAGAAGCUGGGAGCUCCCCAGAGCUUCCUCCUGCGCUCCUCUGUUGUGCAGAGCUGAAAUGGUGUCCUUCAGGGACAGCUUCCCCUCAUAGGAAAGGAAGAAAUUGCCAAAAGAAAGGUAGCUUGGCGGGCCCCUUUGCCACGCAGCAGACCUUGGCUAACUGUGUGUUUCUCCUUCCUGUAAGAUUGUGAUUGCAGGUGAGAGGGCUGCUUGUAAGUGGUGUCACAAGCCUGUUUCCCGGAGAGGAUCUUUCCUCCUGCUGUCCUGCUCAAACAAGCAGCAGUUGACCUGUAACAGAUACCUAAGGGAUUACUCCACGGUGUUCCCUGAGAACAGCUGUUGGGAGAACGUAAGAAAAAAAAGAAGUCAAACCAUUCAACUCAGCCUGACUUCUGGACUUAAGAGAAUCCCUAACGCGGUGGUGCUGCUGGGUGAGGGGUGUGCAGCAAGGAAAGACCAGGUGCUCUGAAGCUUGUUUGGCUCUUGAGGCCUCUGCUGGAGGUUGGAAGGGAUGUGCAGGUUGGGGGUCUGUGUCUCUUGCCCGAGAGCUUUCAACACGUGGAAAAAAAUGUGGGGUGUGAGAACGGUUGUUGACUCCCUGUUUUGCCAUGCUAGGCUAUCAUCCUCCCAGCUGCUGAUGGUUUUUUUUUUAGCUCUCUGUACCUCACCGGAGUCUCUGUACUUGAUAAAUUAAUAAAAUGCUGUGGGUUUUGUA